Aspergillus neoniger CBS 115656 is the source of this 843-nucleotide messenger RNA. Its product is annotated as RTA1 domain-containing protein. The record is from RefSeq and is a predicted model, not a curated record. The transcript has 4 exons. Gene Ontology annotation, cellular component: membrane. The coding region runs from base 1 to 843 and encodes 280 amino acids. Lineage: Eukaryota; Fungi; Ascomycota; Eurotiomycetes; Eurotiales; Aspergillaceae.
AUGCUCUUCCCCAGAUCCACUUUCGUUCUAUAUGAGUACGAUCCCAGCCUGGCAGCUGCGGUGAUAUUUGCUGCGCUGUUCAUUUUGACCACGGAAUUCCACUUCCAUCAACGAUUUCGGAGCCAUGCCAAGUACUUCAAUCCCUUUAUUGUUGGAGGAGUGUUCCAAGUAAUUGGCUACAUCGCUCGCGCCAAAGCCCAUUUCGACCAGACCUCAACGACUCUAUACUCUGUACAAACCCUUCUUCUUCUACUGGCACCAACUCUCUACGCAGCAUCGAUAUACAUGGUCUUAGGGAGGAUCAUCACCUUCCUGAAUGCGCCACAUCUAAGCGUCGUUCCCGUGAAUUGGAUGACAAAAAUCUUUGUCUCCGGCGACAUUCUGUCUUUCAUCCUCCAAGGUGCAGGCGGCGGCAUAAUGGCCAACGGCUCCACAAGCUCCAUGAAAAUAGGCCAGUGGGUCAUUGUAGUGGGUCUAUGUGUGCAGCUACUUUUCUUCGGAGCCUUCUUAAUUGCCUCCAUUACCUUUCACUGCAGAAUAAACCAAAACCCUACAGCAGAAUCAGAUAAGACAAUAAGCUCCGCAAAAAGGUGCUUGCCGAAGGACUGGAGGGGUCUACUAUUCGCAUGCUACUUUGUCAGCGUUCUGAUCCUCAUCCGAUCGGUUUACCGUCCUAUUGAGUCCAUGAAGUUUUUUCUAUAUCUUCUCGACGCGUCGAUGAUGUUCCUGGUCAUGUUGACCAUGAAUCUGUUUCACCCGUCAAUUGUUCUGCAAGAUGGCGUUUAUCAUCAGCAUCUUGAUCUUGAGGAACUUAGCUUGAGGCGUGAGGGUGGAGACGAGUGA